Molecule: messenger RNA, 1227 nt
Organism: Caenorhabditis angaria
Lineage: Eukaryota; Metazoa; Nematoda; Chromadorea; Rhabditida; Rhabditidae
Source: the annotation of a GenBank genome assembly
AUGCGCGCGAACAAAAAAGAGGGCGGCGGCAGAAACUGGGCGGAGCCUAGAGCUUCUGGCUUGACGACGGAAAGAGCACAAGAGGAAAAUAGAAGAGAGGAGGAGAAUUCGUCGUGUUGCGUAUCGAUUUUGAAAAUUACUUGCACAAAAAUGUUUUUGUGUUGUUGUUGGCCGAUUCAGAAACUUGUUAAGGUAAGUUAAUUUUUGAUUUUUUUUUUCCAAAUUUUAAUUUUGAAGAGUACUUGAGAAAAUUUUUCUUCGCUGUCCAAUUUCUGGCAGAAAAUAAAAAAGUUGGGAAUUUUUAAUAGCGAAAAAGAUGAAUUAUUGAUGGAGGAAAAAUGCUUUUUGAAGAUUUUUUGGCACGAAAAAAAAAAUAAAAAAAUUGAGCAAACCUCAUUUUAACGUUAGAGAGGGGGGAUUAUUUUGUGAGAAAAAAAUUCCAAAAAAACUUUCUAAAAAAAAUCCACGUGAAAUUACAGCUUUUAAAAAUAUUUUCGCGCCAAAAAAAUCCUGAAAAUGUUCUGAAUUCCAAAGAUCUUCUAGCAACUUCAACAAAAACUUUAAAAAUUUUAGCUUCUCUCAUGUUUCGACAGUCUUGUCAUCGCAAUUUUCGCCUACAAUUGCAUCGACACAUUUAUGGACACGAUUAAUAAUUUGUGAGUUUGAAAAAUGAGCUUCGGAAUCGCGGAGCAUCGUUUAAAGUCAAACAAUGAGAUAAGCAAAAAUACACUUUACAGGCACUGGACAACAAUCUUCAGCACAUUCUUCUUCACCUUCUUCCUAGUCUGCCAACUCCUCGCCACAGUUCUAAUCUUCCGCGCGGCCAGCAAAAACAUCGCUCGCUACUGCCUCCCCCGUCUAGUUCUCAUCGGCGGCUUGGCAAUCUGCUCAUUCGCCGCAAUCGUCUUCCUGAUCUACUAUUUCGCAAAAGGUUCCACUCAACUCAAUGAGAUGCUCUAUUCGAUCAUCGAAUAUUUCACCGAUGAGAAAUUGGAGGAUUUGGAACGGAAUGAGUAUAAACAUCAACUUCGCUAUUAUGGAGUCGGAUUUUUGGUGUUGGCUUCGACUUAUUUCAUGUAUAACAUCUUUCAACUUUGGCUAACUUUCAAAUUUCAAUCAACUUUGAAUGAUUUCGAAGCUGUUUCUACUGAACCCACAGCUCCUCAACAAUCUUACAAUCCUGAUUUUGGAGCACCACCUACUAAAUACUACCCAAAUGAUGCUUGA